GGCCGGUUCCUUUUAACAAGUGCUACAGAGGCCUAUAAGGGACCAACUCCUGAUGUAAGCAUGCUGCUCCUGGGGUCAGUGUCUUGUUUAAUGGCUUGUUUGGUUUGGGAAAAGGGUCUUUGUGAUAGUAGAAGAAAGGAUGCCAACAAAGACAACGCCAGGGAGCUGCUCCUGAGGGUUGUGGAAUACUUCAAACCAGACACACAUUACCUGACUCCAGCAUUUGGUUUCCUCACCCUUGGAGUUUUCUGUGACACCUACAUCCCACUUUACCAGGGGAAGGUCAUUGAUAUGCUAAGAGGAGAGGAGCUUCACUCCAGUUUUGGUUAUGCCAUUGCACAGCUGGCACUUGUGUGUUUUGGAAGUGCUUUGUUCUCUGGCCUGAGAGGAGGCUUCUUCAUGUUCAGCCUGAACAGACUGAACAAGAGACUGAAGCAUCUGCUUUUUCACACCCUUCUGCAGCAAGAGGUGAACUUCUUUGAUGACAACAAACCUGGGGAGCUCUCCUCUCGUCUACACGAGGACGUAGACCUUAUGGGUCGCACAGUGGCGUUGAAUGUCAACGUGGUUGUCCGCAGCGUAGUCAGGACCUGCCUAAUGCUCAGACUGAUGUUAGGUCUGUCCUGGCAACUCACUCUUCUCACAUGUAUAGAGAUGCCAUUCUUGGCCAUCAUUCAGAAUAAAUACAAUACUUUAUCUAAGGAGCUGAAGGACCAGCUCAGGGACUGUCAAGCUAGGAUAAAAAAACUGGCUACGCAGACCAUCACUGGCAUCCGAACAGUUCGCAGCCUUAGAGGUGAGAUGGAAGAACUGAAGAGGUACAAACAGGCUGUGGACCAGAUGUCUUCCAUCAAGAGACGGUCAGGGUUCACCAAGGCCGUCUUCCUCAUUUUAAGAAGGCUGGUGAGUCUGGUGAUAAAUGUUUUGAUGCUGGUGCAAGCUCACAACCUCAUCUCCUCGGGACAACUCAGUGUCGGAAGUCUGGUUUCCUUCAUCCUAUACCAAAAACCCAUGUCUGUGAACUUAAGGGAGAUUCUGUUAGGCUACGGAGGAAUCGUGUCCACAGUUGGAGUCAUCGCCAAAGUGGUUAGUUAUCUCGACAGGACGCCAAAGUGUAAGAAGGCUGGAGACUUGGCUCCAGAGAAUCUGCAGGGAAGAAUUGAUUUCCAAAAUGUCACCUUCAGCUACCCUUCAAGUCAAGAUACAGUAGUGCUGAAUUCAGUGUCCAUGCAGCUGCAGCCUGGAACCAUAACAGCCCUCAUCGGUAGCAGUGGCAGUGGAAAAACAUCCUGUGUCAGCCUCCUGAAGAGGCUGUAUGAACCUGGAGAGGGGCAGAUCCUGCUGGACGGACAACCUCUGCACCAGUACGACCAUCAGUACUUCCAUAACAAGGUGGUCGUGGUUUCCCAGGACCUUGUGCUGUUUUCUGGUUCACUGAGAUCCAACAUAGAAUACGGCCUGAAGGACUGCAGCUUUGACAAAGUCACAGAAGCUGCCAAAAAGUCCAAUGCCCACGACUUCAUAUCAGAGCUGGAGAAUGAGUAUGACACAGAUAUAGGAGAACGUGGGUGCAAACUGUCAGAGGGACUGAAACAGUGCAUCUCCAUCAGCAGAGCUCUGGUCCGAGAUCCACAGGUUCUGAUCCUGGACGAGGCCACCAGUAAACUGGAUGUUGAAAUACAGCAUGCUGUCCUGCAGGAGAUUGUGUCCUGUGGCUGGACAGUCCUGAUGGUAGCUCAUGAUCUGAAGACUGUGGAGGAGGCACAUCACAUCAUCUACAUGGAGAGAGGGACAGUGGUGGAGGAGGAUGACUACAGAAAAUGGUACUGUGCAACCCCUGUAGUUACAUUAUGUUCUGUCAGAUGCAGCUGUGUCAUCAGGAAGUGACAAAAAGCCCACAAUCAUCCUCGACUAUAACAAAAACAAAGGAGGAGUGGAGAACCUGGACAAGCUGACUGCCACCUACACUUGCCAGCGAAUGACCAGGAGAUGGCCAAUGGUUGUGUUUUACAACAUCCUUGAUGUGUCUGCAUGUAACGCAUUUAUGUUGUGGACCCACAUCCACCAAGGGUGGAACUCAACCAAAAAAGUCAAGCGGAGAAUGUUUCUUGAGGAGCUGGGAAAUUCCCUUGUCAAGCCACACAUUGAGUGAAAGGAACAGUUGCCCAGAGACCCAGACGCUGCCGCCUUGGUCAGACAGCUGCAGAGCUCACCUUGCACUCCGUCCACGCCCUCAGCAACACAAAGAGCAUCCACAACAGCUUCCUCCUCAGUCAGCCCUGUCUCAACACCAACCAGAACAGCCACAGCCACAACCCCACUCAGGCCACCUGAUUCUAAAAGAAAGGUGUGUCAAGUCUGCCCAAGCAGUAAGGACAGAAAGACAAACGUAUUGUGCUUCAAGUGCAAGAAAUAUCUCUGCAAAGAACACACUAAAAGUGUCACUUUUUGCCACACAUGCAUCUAAACACACACACAUACACAUGCAUGUUCUUGCACACAGAGACUUUUACUCUGAUUUGGUAUUUUGGUUUGAUUUGCUGGAUUGGUUGUUGUUUGUUUGACCUUGUUUGAAAUCUAUAUUUUGUGUUAUG
This is a messenger RNA of Cynoglossus semilaevis (tongue sole), 2594 nucleotides long. RefSeq names its product transporter associated with antigen processing, subunit type t, teleost specific (gene tap2t). The record is from RefSeq and is a predicted model, not a curated record. Bases 61 to 1887 code for a protein of 608 amino acids. Gene Ontology annotation, molecular function: ATP hydrolysis activity; ABC-type oligopeptide transporter activity; ATP binding. The transcript has 13 exons. Gene Ontology annotation, cellular component: membrane. Gene Ontology annotation, biological process: transmembrane transport. Lineage: Eukaryota; Metazoa; Chordata; Actinopteri; Pleuronectiformes; Cynoglossidae.